AUGACUACAGGUCCAGGAUCACCUUCUGCUCAUGCCUGUCCCGGGGAGCGCUCUCGCGAGCCAGGCCGUGAGAUGAAGCUUUUGCACUACAUCUAUAGCCAACCAAAUCUCGAUGACAUCCGAGGACAUCCCCAGAAGGUGCUAGAUCUAAUGGAUAAGUUUGAGGAAACCUACCACAUGAUGACCGUCGGAGGACCGAAAGGUAGAAUUGUCAAGGACUUAAUCACCGAGUCCAAACCGAAGACUAUGAUCGAGCUUGGCUGCUACGUCGGCUAUUCCGCCAUUCUGUUCGGAGACGCCGUUCGCCAGAAUGGAGGCGAGCGUUAUCUGAGUCUUGAACUGAACCCCGAAUGGGCUGCUAUCGCCAAUAUGCUCAUCGAGCUGGCUGGACUCCGUGAUUUCGUGCGGGUCAUUGUUGGCCGCAGUGAUGUCUCGCUUGACAAGUUGUUUAAGAGUGGUCAAGUCAAGAAGAUCGAGCUCAUGUUCAUCGACCACUACAAGCCUGCGUACACCACCGACGUCAAAUUAUGUGAGCAGCUCGGAAUGAUUCAGCCUGGCACGAUCCUGGCUGCUGACAAUGUCCUGUAUCCGGGCAACCCGCCCUACCUGGAGUAUAUCCGAAGCACUGUCGAGCAGAAGCGGGAAGCGGCUAAGUCUGGCCCUGUGCAGGAAUACAACGUUAUGGGAAUGAAAGAGCAUACCGUUGACUCCUUCAUGCCCGAAAAUGACGUGCCCGCUUUUGAAAUAGUUGGAAACCCCAACCUCGUGUACAAGAGCGCGCUGUGCCAGCCCGAAGGAGUAAGGGAUGCCGUUGAAGUGUCGCGAUGUGUAGGAUUUCAGGAAGUAUAG
Messenger RNA from Penicillium maclennaniae, 849 nucleotides. RefSeq names its product O-methyltransferase. The coding region runs from base 1 to 849 and encodes 282 amino acids. The record is from RefSeq and is a predicted model, not a curated record. NCBI's taxonomy places the organism in Eukaryota, Fungi, Ascomycota, Eurotiomycetes, Eurotiales, Aspergillaceae. Gene Ontology annotation, molecular function: O-methyltransferase activity. The transcript is spliced from 3 exons.